Pyrus x bretschneideri (Chinese white pear) is the source of this 1715-nucleotide messenger RNA. RefSeq names its product RNA-binding protein BRN1. Gene Ontology annotation, molecular function: mRNA binding. NCBI's taxonomy places the organism in Eukaryota, Viridiplantae, Streptophyta, Magnoliopsida, Rosales, Rosaceae. Gene Ontology annotation, cellular component: cytoplasm; nucleus; ribonucleoprotein complex. The transcript is spliced from 9 exons. The record is from RefSeq and is a predicted model, not a curated record. The coding region runs from base 94 to 1389 and encodes 431 amino acids.
AUUAGAGAGAGAGAGAGAGAGAGAAACAAAACGAAGAAACCGGAGAAGUUAGAGAGAGAAAGUGGAAGACAGAGAGAGAGAAGGCAGGCAUUAAUGGCGGAAGGAGGGAAGAAGGAGAGGAACUCGGACGGCGAGGACAGCGUGAAGCUGUUCGUCGGCCAAGUGCCGAAGCACAUGACGGAGGCUCAGCUCCUCGCAAUGUUCAAAGACUUCGCUCUCGUCGACGAAGUCAACAUCAUCAAGGACAAGGCCACGCGCGCUUCCAGAGGGUGUUGCUUUGUGAUAUGCCCGUCGAGGGAGGAGGCGGAUAAAGCGGUCGAUGCGUGUCAUAACAAGACGACUUUGCCCGGGGCAUCUAGUCCUUUGCAAGUGAAGUAUGCUGAUGGCGAGUUGGAAAGACUAGAACACAAGCUCUUUAUUGGUAUGCUUCCAAAGAAUGUUUCCGAAGUUGAAGUUUCUGAUCUUUUCUCUCAAUAUGGGACAGUAAAGGACCUACAAAUAUUAAGAGGUUCUCAGCAAACGAGCAAAGGCUGUGCAUUCUUAAAGUAUGAGACAAAACACCAAGCUCUCGCUGCCCUCGAAGCCAUCAAUGGAAAGUAUAAAAUGGAGGGUUCAAGUGUUCCUUUAGUUGUCAAAUGGGCAGACACAGAAAAGGAAAGGCUAGCUCGGCGAGCUCAGAAAGCUCAUUCCCAGGCUGCUAACGAGCCAAAUGGUGAUUCACAUCCUUCAUUAUUUGGAGCCUUGCCCAUGGGUUAUGUUCCCUCGUAUAAUGGUUACAGUUAUCAGGCUCCUGGGACUUAUGGACUCAUGCCAUACCGCCUACCUGGACUGCAGAAUCAACAAGGCUUCCAAAAUAUGAUGCCCCCCAUAAACCAAGGAAAUGCUUUGCAUAGAAUCACACCCCGCAAUGUUGCCCCUAGAAAUUUUCCUAUGCCUCCUACGAGUUAUGUGGGCUCUGCUUAUCAUGCGGUUCCAGGUCUUCGGCAUCCGAUGGUGUAUCCUGGAGGAAUAAUGAGCCACCAGCCAUUGAGUUCACCUGGUUCAGUGUCACCUACAGUUGUGAACAUUAACCCAGCAUCGCCUGGCACUAGUAAAAGCCCUGGGGGUCAGGUUGAAGGUCCAGCUGGUGCUAAUUUGUUUAUCUACCACAUACCUCAAGAAUUUGGAGAUCACGAGCUUGCCAAUGCUUUUCAACCAUUUGGUAGGGUUUUGAGUGCCAAGGUUUUUGUUGAUAAAGCAACCGGCAUCAGCAAAUGUUUCGGAUUUGUAAGUUACGAUUUACCAGAGUCUGCUGAAUCUGCUAUAAGUAUGAUGAAUGGAUACCAAUUAGGGGGUAAGAAAUUGAAGGUCCAGCUUAAGAGAGACAACAAACAGAGCAAACCAUAUUGAUUUGAAGGUGAGUUACACAAGGAUUCGAGUCCUCUAGUCUUAUGCAAACCGGAUGUAUGGGAGUCACGUCAUCAACAUCGUAGGGUGGAUUUAGCUGAUCUGCAAUUAUAGGGCUAUUCCAUCCUUCUUGUAACUUCCUCAAGGGAUUGAAAGCCUUCAAACUUGUAAUUCAUGGUGCAUACUGUGCCAAUACAAUCUGUAAUUUGGGUAUCAUGAAAGUUCAUUUAGUCAGUAACUAUCAAUUUAUUCAUUCUUCUCUCAUGAACAUCUGGAUGUAUACUUGAUCCCUAAUUCUUUCAUUUUCACAGUUCAAAGUCAUUUUCAUA